AGUUUAAAUUCAAUUAUCUAAUCCUUAUUAUUCAUUAAAUAAAAUGUACAAUUAAUUCAAUGUUAUACUUGUGAUCAUUUACUUGUAAAACAAUAAGUUAAAUAAUUAUUAUUGAUCUAUUAAAUAACCAACUAAAGUUCUUUCCUCUUUCGUUCUUUUCGUUUGUUUUUUCUUCUUUGUUUUAAUUCAUCAUGUAUAAAUGUAUCAUAAAAUUAUUUUCAAAUUUAUCACAUUUCAUUCAAUUUAAACAAAUUUUGUUACAAUUUAUAAGUGUUACUUCUUUUGUUAUGAUGUUUUUAUUUGGUGCAACAUCAUGUUGGUUAUUAUGGAUUUAUUUAAUUAUUAAAUUUAUUAAAUUAUUCUAUAUUAUUGGUAAUAAAUUAAUUAUGAAUGAUAAUCUAAUACAAAAUUCAUAUGAAUUUAUACAUAAUGAACAAUUAUAUGAUUUAUUUCGACAAUUUAUUACAUUAUCUUUAAUUAUUAUUGUAUAUUGGAUAUAUUGGUAUAUUGAUAAAGGUUCCGAAGAGAAAGGUAGUCAUCCAAAAUAUUUUAUCAGAAAUUUAAUAAUAUGGAAAUAUAUAGCAUGUUAUUUUCCAAUUAAACUUGUUCUUAGUGAAUUAUAUCAUAAUAACAAUAAUAAAGACAAUGAACAUACAUCUGAAUUAACUACACUCAAUGUUAUUACCAAUCAAAAUUGUCAUAAUGAUGAAGAUCAAAAUUCAAAUGAUAAAAUGUAUAUUGAAACAAUUAAAAAUAAACAAGAUUAUUGUACAAAUGAAAAUAAUUUAACAUGUAUAAAAGAAUUAUUUCCUCCAAGUAAUAAUUAUCUAGUUGGUUAUCAUCCACAUGGAAUAUUUGGUAUUGGUGCUUUUAUUAAUUUCUUAACUGAAGCUAAUCAAUUCUCUGAAAAAUUUCCAGGAAUUACACCAUGGUUAACAACAUUGGAGAUUAAUUUCAAAGCACCAUUUUAUCGUGAUUUUCUAUUGUCUUUUAAUCUUGUAGCAGCAACAUACAAAGGACUUUCAUAUCUCCUUGAUUCUCAACAAUGUGGAAAUACAGGAAAUUUCGUUGUCGUCGUUUUGGGUGGUGCUCCUGAAGCAUUAGAUUCACGUCCUGGGAAAUAUGUCUUCCACACUAACCGACGAUAUGGCUUUUUCAAGUUAGCGUUAAUGACUGGGUCGCACUUAGUACCGUGUGUAUCUUUUGGUGAACCGAAUAUGUUUAAACAAGUGUACAAUCCUGAAGGGAGCUGCAUAAGAUACUUCCAAAAUCAAUUUACGAAAAUGGCAACAUUCUCACCUCCUUUCUUUUAUGCUCGACUUUUUCUGCCUUAUCGGACAGAUGUAAACACAGUCAUUGGACGGCCAAUACCGUGUGAAAAAAACCCAAAUCCAACAAGAGAACAAGUAUCAGUGCUGAAAGAAUUAUACCUAGAAGAACUUCGAAAUCUUUACAAUAAAUAUAAACCAAUCUAUGAUCCAGAUGGAGAUCUAAUGUUUGUUUGAAGCUGAGAUAAUCAUAUUUUCGCAGUUUAUUCUAUUAGCCAAAAGACAAUAAGCAUUACUCUCUAGGACUUUAUGAUUCGGAUUAUUUUAUUUAUGACAAUUAUUUUUCAGUUUCAAGAUGUAAAUUCAUUUGGAAACA
This is a messenger RNA of Schistosoma margrebowiei, 1644 nucleotides long. The record is from the annotation of a GenBank genome assembly. NCBI's taxonomy places the organism in Eukaryota, Metazoa, Platyhelminthes, Trematoda, Strigeidida, Schistosomatidae.